GUGUAGAACCCGAAAGGCCGUAGAAAUAGCCACAUACAUCGAUCGGUUUCUCUAUACUCACCUAGAUACGGAAGAAAUUCUAACCGACAAUGGUUCCGAGUUCAAAGGUGACGUGGACGCGGACCAGUGAGCAGCCUGCGUGCAUCGAGUACCUGGAGCUGGUGAUUUUGCACGCUUGGAGAACAGACGUGGAAGGUGAUCUUCUUGGUUUCCUCUUCGGAUCGGUGCGACCAGGCCAUCGCCCGCCUAUCGUUCAAGAACUCAUCGUCCCGAUCGUGCAAUUGGCUGACGAUCUCCCCCUCGACAUCGUUUCGCAAAGCGACGACAGUCCCGCCCCGCACGUCAUCCCGAUUGCGUUAACACCGUACCUUCAGUGGACUACUUGCUUGGAGGAACCCGGGAGUGACAACACCUUGCCAUCACGACAGGAGUACUUGAAGCCAUACGGAAUCAUUGAUCGUGCCUUCUAUCCGAGGGAGCCUGAGGAGGUGCUUCAAGAAGCCACAAAAGAAGAAGGUGACGCCGACGAAGAAACGUCGGAAGAAGGAAGCUAUAGUGAAUACAGCGAAGGAGAGCAGAGUGAGGAGGAGGAGGAGCUAGAAGAAGAAGAAGACGAAGAGGAGGGAACCGGAUGGGAGUGGGAGGACUUGCCGGAGGAAGCGGCGCGUACAGGUACGGAAGCGGAAGAUCUCGAAGCGGCACGAAGAAGGGAAGAGAUCGCUGCCGAGAAAAACCAGUUGGAGAUCGUCAGCGGGGCGAGCCUGUGCAUCAACGACGACCCAACCAGGGAUCCAGAGCCCCCCGAGCCCGAAGAUGGCGGAUCAGCAACCGCGGCUCCAAGCACAUCACGGCGGAGACGGAGUCGGUCCCCCUCCCCCUCCACCCCAACCCGUCCCCCAGUUUGUCCACGCACCGAUGCGGGGAAUCGGCCUUCGUCCCCGGUCGUUAUCCCGCCGUCCCCUUGAUUACCUCACCCUUUGCCAGAUCUCUACCCCCGUCACCUUCCCUCGCAACCCCUUCCCUCCCAAUACUUUCGAGCACUUUUACU
Messenger RNA from Chara braunii, 1048 nucleotides. NCBI's taxonomy places the organism in Eukaryota, Viridiplantae, Streptophyta, Charophyceae, Charales, Characeae. The record is from the annotation of a GenBank genome assembly.